AGGCAAUUCGUUGUAAGACCCCAUCAUCAUGUGCAGGGACUCCAAAGAAAUCUAGAUAGUAUGGAGUAUUGUGAGUGUCAGACAUAACCAGCAAACGACUAGAGACGGACAAACAACGCGCGGCCACACUCUCCCUCUCCCUGUGGCCAUCAGUAUCGAUCGGUGUCUAGUCGCAACUAAAUCAACAUAUUUCUGAGCGUCAUCGAAACCACUACUGAAGUUCAAAUUAUCAAAUUUCAACAAAAAUGGAGUCAUCACGGACCGCCGCAACAUCCACUAAUGGAACUGAGAAAUCGCGUCGACGAAACACUGAUUAUCUACAAAUUGAUCCCUCAAGUACUUUUAUAAAUAACACCGGUCGGGGUUUUGCUGAAGAGCUUCCGGAAAACUUUCUUGACACAAUCAGUCCACAUCCAAUAACUCCAUCUGCCAGUACAUCCUCUGCAACUUCUGCAACCGAAGAACCAGCUACAUCCUCGGCUCCACAACUCGCCUCACUUGCACCAAUGAGUAUGAGUUCUGAACAACCGAGUAGUAGCUUUUCAAGUGCUUCGCUUCUUUCAUCAUCUUACGAGACUAUAAAAAAUGAACCUGAAUUCUCUGGAAGCACUGCUGGACUUCUCUCUCCACUUCAUGUAGAUUCACGGCGAAGAGAAUCCCAUGAUUUCAAUACUUCACCAUAUAUUAAGGAAGAGGAAGAUCUCGAUGGAAGUCAUCUACUAAUGGGAGGAAUUCGUCCAGAUACACCAACAAAUGACAGGUCAACAGAUCUCGGAAGCAUCUCAUCGUUGUUAAAUGAGGAUCAUCACACCAACACAAUUGGACAAUCUCCAUCUCCUCGCAGUACAUUCGGUUCCGAUCCAACACCAAUGAUUCAACGGCAACUAAUAAAAAAUGAGGAUGGCGUGUCACCAGGAUCUAUGGGUUUUUCCAAAAACCACCAGGGUUACCAGAAGCCAAGAAAUGGUGAUCGAAUGGAAUAUGAAAAAGCUCCAUAUCAAAGAAAUUCUCGGAAACAAAAAAAGCCUCUAGGUUUGCUCAAUCAAGCUCUAUCAUCAGUCAUCUCAACGCCGACAAUCUCUUCUUCCAAUAUUCCAACACCACCAUCUGCUCAUAUUGCUCAGCCACGUCGCAUCUACUCGACUCAAGACUCAAAUGAUCCAUUGAAUGCAGAGAUUGGCGAUGAUAUAUAUAUAGACACAAAAGAUCUUUGCAAACGUAUAGCAUUUGAGCUGAAAAAUCAUUCGAUUCCACAAGCCAUUUUUGCCGAAAGAAUAUUGUGUCGUAGUCAGGGAACUCUUUCUGAUUUACUACGCAAUCCAAAACCAUGGAAUAAGCUGAAAUCAGGACGUGAGACAUUCCGUCGAAUGUACAAUUGGGUUGCACAGCCAUUAGCAACGAGAUUGGCGAUUCUUGAUAUGAAGACAGAAGAUGUGAAUAGAGCAUCUGGAAUGUCACCACCAACUCCAGCACAGAAUGUGCGCACACAUAGUUUCAGAAGAUCUACUUCCGAUCAUGAUGGACCUGUAUCAAAACGACCUCGUCUCGUAUUCACCGACAUACAGAAGCGUACACUUCAAGCAAUCUUCAAAGAAACUCAACGUCCAUCUCGGGAAAUGCAACAAACAAUUGCUGAGCAUCUUCGUCUUGAUCUUUCCACAGUUGCCAACUUCUUCAUGAAUGCACGUCGUAGAAGUCGACUCGGUGGAAACAUUGAUGAACCGACGCCUUUCCAGCAGAUGGCGGAAAUGUAUAAAGAAGGUGCAAUUGCAACAUCGAAUCAUUCUGCUGAACAACGAGAAAUGAUUGAACGUGGAUUUGGAGUAUCAAUUCCGGGUCCUAGUCAUUCUGGUGAACUUUUGAAUGGAGAUUCACAUGAAGAUGAUGAAGAACUUGAUGAACUGAAUGAUAGUGAAUUGGCUUAUGAAGAAGAUGUUGAAAUUGGAGAUGAAGAAGAAGAAGACGAAGAACAAGCUAAUGGUGACAUACUUCCAACACCAAAAGUUGAAGAACUCGAGGAAAAAACAGUUAUCAAAGAGGAAGCACCUGAUGACGGGGAAUAUGGCGCCACAAAGCUUGCAGCUAAUUAAAUGCGUCAUACUGCUAAAUUGAAUUCAAAUUCUUCACAACUUAUUUUCUUAUCGCUUGACAAAUUGGAAGAAUUUAGUUGCAAAAAUAUAUUACCUUCCUAUUUUCCAUCACUAACAUUCCUCUCGUCCUCAAAAUGACCGGCAUUAAAUCUUACUUUUAAGUAUAUAAAAUCUCUCGAAAAUAUAGAAAAUAUAUUGAUAAGCUAUUCAAACGCCUCGUUGUAUUUAAAUUCCAUCGUAUCCUAUUUUCAAAUCCUUUUUGUAAUAUAAAUUAUAAUAAUCCCCCUAUAAUUGUUUGUGCCUUUUCACCUACCAAUUCGCCCCUCCUUCCAUGUUUUUGCCUUAAUCUUAAUACUUUUUCAUAAACUGUAUCGCACUUCCACCCAGCGCAUCUCAAUUUUAAGCACUCAUUUCAUUGCAUUUUUCAAUAGCCUUCCCCCUUCCAAAUAUUUAAAUAUUAGUGCAGGUUCUCUCACUUUUUCAUUGUCCGGUAGAAUAUAAUUUUGUUACAUUAUUCCACAAUUCCUUCAUCUUUCUCAUCGUUUCAAUAUGUUGGAAUCCACCGGCAGGUCCGUGCUCUUUCUCACUUCCUAAUUUUUGAAAAUAAUUCAAAUUUGUCAUUGUUUUGACGCCCAGAGCAUUUAAGUAUUGCUGAUUUAUAAUAAAUGUUUUAAACUUA
Messenger RNA from Caenorhabditis elegans, 2769 nucleotides. It is a transcript of the gene ceh-38, whose product is annotated as One cut domain family member. Gene Ontology annotation, cellular component: nucleus. Lineage: Eukaryota; Metazoa; Nematoda; Chromadorea; Rhabditida; Rhabditidae. The record is from RefSeq and is marked reviewed. Gene Ontology annotation, molecular function: DNA binding. Bases 246 to 2090 code for a protein of 614 amino acids. The transcript is spliced from 8 exons.